CACCCUCUAUCAUAUGUAUUUCAACUGUUACCAAUUUUUAAUAUUCAAAUUUCAAUAAUCAGAUAGAGAAGAAAGAAAAUACUUUUGUUUCCGCUUUGCUCGUCAAUUCCGUGGUAGAUCUGGGACACUGCAAUUUGGUUUCAGAGAGGGAAAACUUUAAGCAAAAUUCGAACUUUGUGAUUUUCUUUUUCAUUCUGGGUACAAAGUUAAAAACUGACAAAACGGUGUUGAUCGCAAUUCAUGGAGAAUUCGAGUAACCCUGAUGGUGAAGACACAAGAAAUCAGACAAUACCUUCCACUUCUUCAACAUCCUCCUCCGAUGAUUACCGUUUGUUUGAUCGUCAAGGUUCUCUUCACCAGUUUCUAGGUGGUGGUAAAGCGGCUGAUAUACUCUUGUGGAAGCGGUGGAGUGUUUCUCUCGGUGUCAUUGUUGUUGCUUCUGUUGCUUGGCUCAUAUUUGAGUGGUCUGGAUUACCAUUCUUAUCUAUUUGUUCAGAUGUCUUGCUGAUAUUAAUUAUAAUUUUGUUUGUCCAUUCCAACUAUGCUGCUUACAGAGAUAGACAACCACAAUCAUUACCAGAGCUUGAAUUGUCAGAGGAAAUGGUUAACAACGCUGCAGCGUCAUUUCGUGUUAAAAUCAAUAACGUGCUUCUUAUGGCUCAUGAUAUAACUCUUGGCAAAGAUUUUCGGCUUUUUUUCAAGGUUGUGACUUGUCUGUGGCUCUUGUCUGCUAUUGGUAGCUAUUGCUCUUUCUUCACGCUUGCCUAUAUUGGAACCAUCUUAUCGGUUACUCUUCUUGCCUUCUACAGCAAAUACGAAGAGCCUGUCAAUAAAUACUGUGGAAUGAUCCAGCGAAAGUUUUCCCAGCAGUACAAGAUAGUAGAUGAUAGUGUGACGAACAGAAUACCCCGCAGUUUUUCAAAAGAUAAAGACACCUAAUUCUCACAGUUUACGUAGAGCUUAUGAGUAAACAUGCUUUACUCUUUUCAUUACUGAUGCAAAGUUGUCAAGUUGCAACGUCUGCUAAAUGCUUCCACAUUAGAGUGGAAAAGAAAAAAGAUGGUUAAGGGAUUUCUGCAGACAUGAUAUUCCUGGAGUUUCCUUAGGACUCAUUUCUUGAUAUCGAUUCUCGAAGAACCUCUAUGGUCUGCUUGGAGCUUUCUGUAUUUGUUGGGUUUGUAGAAUUAGUUAGUAGUAGUUCGGUUGAGCCGAUUUAUCAAUAACAGCUGGUAAUGACUGUCUUCCUUCUUAAGAGAACAGCACAUUGGUUGAUGCUUUGUGGAUGUAAUAUUACACUUGAUAAAUUCGAAAGCAUGCAACUGUCUGCUUUGUUUAUGUCUUUCAGUGAUGUCUUACUUGUAAAAAAAAUUGUCUGAGGUUGGUUACUGUGCUCGGCCUCCUCAAGUCUUAUCUGGUUACUUAAUGUCCCUCUAGAAAUGCUGCUAAA
Messenger RNA from Gossypium arboreum, 1447 nucleotides. Its product is annotated as reticulon-like protein B16. The transcript has 5 exons. The coding region runs from base 241 to 939 and encodes 232 amino acids. The record is from RefSeq and is a predicted model, not a curated record. Lineage: Eukaryota; Viridiplantae; Streptophyta; Magnoliopsida; Malvales; Malvaceae.